ACUAUACGCGUACAUCGCUGCUGCGAUAUAUUACCUAUACAUAGGUAGGUAGUGUGGAGAUUUUCGUUUAUACGAUAUAUAUCGAACAAUCUCAAAGAGAAACUAUAUAUAAACGAGAAUUUGUUUUUUUACCAUACACAAGUACACAGACGCACGCUCGCGAUGUAUAUACAUUCAAAAUCUGUCUCCCUCGCGAUCGUUCGCUCGCGCCCCUUUCUGCGUAUAUAUAAUAUGUGUAUAUAAAUAAUAUAUAUCCCCGUCGCAUCCCUCUUUCUCUCACUCUUCCUCUCUCGCUCGGUGUCCUCUAUUCUCGCGCUCACCUCCAAAACGCAGGUAUACGUACGUAUAGGUAUAUACCUACCGGCGGCGGGACUUCAGCAGACCGCCGUGGCAACCGUAACCAUAUCGCGGGGCGACGGCGGUGUGCACGGAACGGGGGCGGCGCCCGGCCGGACCAAUCAGGACGCCGACCGGCCGUCACGCCCAGAAACUAUCGGUCGCGCCGCCGAAUGUUUACUCGUGUUUUCACCCCUCGACGCGCACGGUAACGGAGAAUUCGUCGGGGAGGGGGUGCGGAGGGUGAGAAACGCGGAGAAACUACGCGGAGAGAAUAAACCGCGCGCACCGCUGCGGACGGAGAGAGAGAGACGGUGACGGAUUGGUGACGAAAAGGAGCGCAGAAAUCGAAACACAGAAAACGUACAUCACACACGCACACACACACACACACACACACACACACACACACACACACACACACACAUACGUGAGCGGCAGAAUGAAAAUAAAACAAAUUUGUAUAUAUUUACGCACGUACGCUCGGCGGCGGCGGCCGGUUCGAUGUUUGUGUAUUUGUUGUUGUACCGCGGCACGGCCUGCAGGAGGUGGGGAGAGCGGCGGCGCGUCGUAGGCGUACACCAAUAAUAAUCGCGCGCGUAUAGAGAUCUACGUGUACCGCGGCGGACAACGCGUGUGCAGCGCUGUUGUUGUGUUCAUUCGCGACCGUACCGCCGUCAUGUGCAGCAGGGCCGCCAUGAUCACCGCCGCCGCCGACGAUCAGCUGCAGCAGGGCUCGGAGUCCGCCGGCGUCGCCGCCGCAGCCGCCGCCGCCGACUCGUCGCAGCAGGCCAACCUCAACCGGUACCGAUUGCAUCUGUACAAUUACGCGCUGCAGGCCGAACGGUUGCGGCUAUCCGGCGGAUGGGGCGCCGUGUGCCCGGUAUAUCCGGCCGCGGCCGCGGCCAUCUACCAGCCGCGGUUUCCGGUGGCGCUCUUCCAUCCGGGCGGCGGAAGCGCGGGCGCCGGACUGCAGGCCGCCGACGAGCCCAAGCCGCAGCACAGCUACAUCGGACUCAUCGCCAUGGCCAUACUCGGGUCGACCGAGGGCAAGCUCGUGCUGUCCGACAUCUACCAGUACAUAUUGGACAACUACCCGUACUUCCGGACCCGGGGCCCAGGAUGGCGCAACUCGAUCCGGCACAACCUGUCGCUCAACGACUGUUUCGUCAAGGCCGGUCGGUCGGCCAACGGCAAGGGCCACUAUUGGGCCAUACACCCGGCCAACGUGGACGACUUCAAGAAGGGCGACUUCAGGCGCCGGAAGGCCCAGCGCAAGGUCCGCCGGCACAUGGGCUUGGCCGUGGACGACGACGGUAACGAUUCGCCAAGUCCGCCGCCGCCGCCGCCGCCACCGCCGCCGUCUCUGCAGCAGCAGCACCACCAUCUGCACCAUCACGUGCAGCACCAUCACCUGCAGCAGCAGUCGCAACAACAUUUGCACCACCAGCAGAGGUCGCCGCCGGCCUUGUGGCAGUCCGCGGCCGCGGGUCAUCCGCAUCACCCGUUCUACUUCCAACCCGUCGUCCCGCAACCCGCGGUCGCCGCCCGGCAGCAACAGCAGCAACAGCAACAGUUGCAGCAACAGUCCGGGGCGCUCUUGGUGCCGGCCAGGGCGCAGAAACGGCAGUUCGACGUCGCGUCCCUGCUGGCGCCGGAUCCGCCGAAACGCAUGUUGCAACAGUUGCACCGGAGCGAUCCGAUGGCUGCGUUGACCGGCAACAGCGCGGGCGCCGCGAGCAGCGACGACGACGACGAGACUUGCGGCAGCCGGAACGGCAGCGGCGGUGGCGUCUGGGAACCGGCGGGCCUGCUGCAGAGGUACUACGAGCAGCAGUUGCAGGCCGCGCACCGGUUGCACGCUUUCCGCCAGUCGUUGGGCCUGCAGAGGAUGAUCGGAAGCGGCCCGUGGCCCGCCGUCAUCGUGCAAGACCGCAACCAGACGCCCACGCCGCCCUCGCUGCAGCCGUACGCCGAGGCCACUACCCCGACGCCCGACGACAACGUCUGCAAAACCGAACUAGUCGACUGAGGUAAACGCGACCGUUUUCCGAUUUUUUUUUUUUUUAUUAUAUAAUAAUAUAUUAAGAUAUCGCGUAUUUUAUCUGUAUCUGUACUUAUACGCCUUAUCGUUUCGUUACGGACUCGCCGCAACGUCAUCGCGUGUUAUACGACGAUUUCUUUGAAAAAAAACCAAACUACAGACUCACAGUGUCCCUAAUCUAUAAUAGAUACAUCGCAUAGGUACUUAAAUAUUAUAUCCGACUAAAUGUACCUUAUACGUGUAUAGGCGUGAGUAUCCAAAUAGUUAAUGUUUAGGUACUCACAAAAUCCCAUUUCGUUUUUGGAUCGUCGUCUUUAAAAGUGAAUAAUAUACAAUAUAAAAGAUUGCUAUUAUACUUAUUAUUAUUUUAUUUCCCGUCAUAUGUAAAUAAUUCGAAAUUUCUUUCAAUAUUUGACUGCGUUGCACGACAAUUUAUACAUAACUGGUGAUUGGUAUAUUAUAAUGUAUGAAAAGUAUAAACUGUUAAGCUUAAAAUUUCUCCCAUGAGUGAAUUCAUAGGUAUACACUAUAAUAUAAAUUAUCAUUUAACCCGUAAAAUAUUCACUAAAUUACAUCUUUAUUAGCAGUUUUCGUUCUACUCGAUCGUUUUUCUCCCAAUAUAAUUCUAGUGUUAUAAUAUAUUAUAUAUGCAUUUAUAUAAAAGCAUAUUAUAGAUACAAUAUACAUAUAAUUUAAUUUUGUUAUUUUUCGCUGAGGUAUAUGAAAUGUAUAAUAGUCCGUUUGGGUAAGUAAAAUUAUUAUUGCCUGCGAUACAUGUGAUUUUAUUUUAUUAUAUUUUUUACCCUACGUUACUAAAUAACAAUAUUACUAUUUACUAUUCGAAUAUGUUUUUUAAAGUUAUAGUCUUAUAUUAAUCAUGUACAUUUGUGAUCUUAUUUAAUUAUUGAAACCGUAGAUUACUAUGCAGUAUGUAUAAAUUAAUUAACUCAUUCUUAUUUAUUUUCCCAAUUAGUAUUUUUUUUUAAUGAAACAAGCACUGGCCCAAACGGUCUACGCCCGUAACAUAAUAGGUAUAAUAAGUAAAUAAAUAAAAAUCGUGGUACGCAGAAAUAUAUAAUUGUCCGAUUUACUAAUAUGUUUAAACCUUUCGGGAAAAGUUAUUAUUUGUAUUGUGUUAAACGAUUUUUAGAUCGAAAAUAUAGAGAAAUGUUUUUGAAUUGCAAUUAUGUUACACUUAUAAUACUCGUAUAAAUGUUUUUUCAUGUUUUUGUAAAUUAUGUAUAAAGUUAUAUAUUGUGAAAAACGAAUAUCGUUUAUAAAUUUGAUCGAUAUUGUGUAUAUUCUAGCGUUUACAAUUGAUUAUUAUUACUAUU
This is a messenger RNA of Aphis gossypii (cotton aphid), 3714 nucleotides long. RefSeq names its product forkhead box protein D1-like. Gene Ontology annotation, biological process: anatomical structure morphogenesis; regulation of transcription by RNA polymerase II; cell differentiation. NCBI's taxonomy places the organism in Eukaryota, Metazoa, Arthropoda, Insecta, Hemiptera, Aphididae. Gene Ontology annotation, molecular function: DNA-binding transcription factor activity, RNA polymerase II-specific; RNA polymerase II cis-regulatory region sequence-specific DNA binding. The transcript has a single exon. The record is from RefSeq and is a predicted model, not a curated record. Bases 1016 to 2368 code for a protein of 450 amino acids.